AUCCGUGGCAGAGCGAGAAAUGUCAAGGAUGGUUAAACAUUCCUAUUUUGAUUUUUACAGGGAGGCAGUGAUGUUUGCUGGUAUGCCUUUGCUUGUUCAUUUAAGCCAAAGACUCAUGGGCAAAGUUGAAUUUUUUGGGGAGGAUGGGCUAGAAUUUUUUUUUCGUAUGUCUUUUGGUAUUCUGUACGUUUUGUCUCACUUAUAUCGGAUGACUCCAAAUAUUUGGGAUAAUGUUUCUGCGAAAAAAUGCUCUAUUCCGCUCAAUUAUCUAAGAUUGCCUGCAAAAUCUAUUUCUUACCAGAACUUUUUGCUUACCGAAUUGGGAGUAAUAUUGGAUGAUUUGUUUGCGUUUACGUGUAGAGUACCUUCAAUAUAUCGUUUUACGGUUAUUGUUGUACAUGUUAUAUUUUUGUGCGAACUUGCGUGGCUUCCAUCUGACCCUCCAGCGACAGUGAAUUUGGGCCGGCAAUAUGAAAAGAAAAGAUUGAGAAAAAAAGCUGAUAUUGAAAAGGGUUUAAACUCAAAUUCUGAGCGCGAAAUCAUGAAAUAUUUUCAGCAUCACUUGUCUCCACAAGAACGCGCUUUAGUUGAAAAUUUGGAUGAUGAGACAAUUACUUGGAUUGACGUUGUAACUACCAAAUAUAAACAAAGGAUGGAUGCUACUGUAGCGGCUUACAUGCGUCAAAAGCGGGGUCCUAUUAGAUUUGAUUUGGCGUCUACUUCGGAUCUUCAGGAGGUUGUUCUUUUGAGUAUUACGCAAAGUUCCCCUGGUUCAUCCAUAAAAGUGGAUGUACUUUUUCGUGUGAAGGAUGAGGUGUGCAGUCGCCUUUUAGCUUUACAACGAGGCCCUUUGGGUUGUGUUCCACCUGAAGCAUCUGAAAGUGAAGACCAUCUUGGAAUUAUUCGGCGUUACGCCAAGAUAACUGGAAAAGAGGGUCUUUACACCCCUUCUGAGAUUUGGGGCUUAAAACUCUCAAAUAAAAAAAUGAAAGAAAACGAUGGUGCAAUAAAUCUGGUCGCCUUCUUGUUUGUUUGCCUUUUGUGUGUGGCAGCGUUUUUUCAUACACCAUCAACAAAAGAUUAUCUGAGGUAUUCAACGGAUCUUUCUUACUUUCAUCAACCGUUACGUGACAAAUGGCGGGUCUUUCUUCCUUCGGAACACCUUCUUAAACGGAAUGGAGCUGGCCUAAUUACCAUUUUUGGCCAUGUUUUUUGUUUUGUAGAUGUUCUAGACGUCCUCAAGCAUAUGUGA
Messenger RNA from Trypanosoma cruzi, 1252 nucleotides. RefSeq lists its product as uncharacterized. Lineage: Eukaryota; Euglenozoa; Kinetoplastea; Trypanosomatida; Trypanosomatidae. The record is from RefSeq and is a predicted model, not a curated record. The transcript has a single exon. The annotation marks the transcript as partial.